GCGGGGCGGCGCCCCCACCGUGAGCGCGCGGCGCCCUCUGCAGGCCGCACACAGGUAGCCUCAGCUUUCCUCUCCUCCCUCUCCUCGCCUUCCUCCGGCCACAUUCUUUGUUGUUAUCGCUGUUUCCGAGUCUUUCUAAGCCUCCGACUUCCGUCACCCUCUUCGAGGCCAGGCGUGUCCGUGUGUUCGCGGGAAGACUGCCAAUAAAGUUUUUCUUCUUCUCGCUUUCAGGUUCCCUACAUCGCCUCCAGUACCGCGAGAUCUGGCGGCGCGGCUACCAUGGCGGCGGCGUUUGAAGCCCCAGCUGCCUUAGGGACCGUGGAGGCCGCUAUGCCGGCGGAGCGGGCGGCGGCACAAGUCUCCGCCCCGGAGCCAAGCCCCGGGCUGGUGCGGAGCCUGCGGACGGCUCACGACGUCGGCGGCCCGCGGACCCGCACGGGGGACGUGCUGCUGGCGGAGCCCGCGGACUUCGAGUCGCUGCUGCUGUCGCGGCCGGUGCUGGAGGGACUGCGGGCGGCCGGCUUCGAGCGGCCCUCCCCCGUGCAGCUCAAGGCCAUCCCGCUGGGGCGCUGCGGGCUCGAUUUAAUUGUUCAAGCUAAGUCUGGCACUGGGAAAACCUGUGUGUUCUCCACCAUUGCUUUGGACUCUCUUAUUCUCGAAAACUUAAGUACCCAGAUUUUGAUCUUGGCUCCUACAAGAGAAAUUGCUGUACAGAUACAUUCUGUUAUCACAGCGAUUGGAAUAAAAAUGGAAGGCUUAGAGUGUCAUGUCUUUAUUGGCGGGACUCCAUUAUCACAAGACAAAACCAGACUUAAAAAGUGUCAUAUUGCUGUUGGAUCUCCUGGCAGAAUUAAACAACUGAUAGAACUUGACUACUUGAACCCAGGCAGUAUACGUCUCUUUAUUCUUGAUGAAGCAGAUAAGCUUUUAGAAGAAGGCAGCUUCCAGGAGCAAAUAAAUUGGAUUUAUUCUUCCUUGCCUGCCAGUAAACAGAUGUUGGCAGUAUCAGCUACUUACCCUGAAUUUUUGGCUAAUGCUUUGACAAAGUACAUGAGAGAUCCCACUUUUGUAAGACUAAAUUCCAGUGAUCCAAGUCUCAUAGGUUUGAAGCAGUAUUACAAAAUUGUCAAUUCAUACCCUUUGGCCCAUAAGAUUUUUGAGGAAAAAGCUCAACAUUUACAGGAACUGUUUAGCAGAAUUCCGUUUAAUCAAGCCUUAGUCUUUUCUAAUUUGCACAGCAGAGCACAACAUUUGGCUGAUAUCCUUUCUUCUAAAGGCUUUCCUGCAGAAUGCAUUUCAGGCAACAUGAAUCAGAAUCAGCGUCUUGAUGCUAUGGCUAAACUGAAGCAGUUUCAUUGCAGAGUCCUCAUUUCCACAGAUUUGACUUCCCGUGGGAUUGAUGCUGAGAAGGUGAAUCUGGUUGUAAAUCUGGAUGUACCAUUGGAUUGGGAGACAUAUAUGCAUCGGAUUGGCAGAGCUGGCCGUUUUGGUACUUUGGGACUGACAGUGACCUACUGUUGCCGGGGAGAAGAAGAAAAUAUGAUGAUGAAAAUUGCCCAGAAAUGUAAUAUUAACCUUCUGCCUUUACCAGAUCCCAUUCCUCCUGGUCUGAUGGAAGAAUGUUUGGAUUGGGAUGUGGAAGUUAAAGCUGCUGUGCAUACAUACGGCUUAGCAAGUGUACCUGCCCAGCCUCUAAAACAGCAAAUUCAAAAACUAGAGAGAACCUUUCACACUCAGAAAGCUCAUGGUAACCACGUGGCUUCGUCUAGAAAUACUUCUGUAUGUGCAUUAUCAGUCACAUCAAAAAAUAAUAACAAACAAAAGCUUCCUGUGAAAAGUCACUCAGAUUGUGGAAUCAUAGAAAAAGCAGUGUCACCAAAAGAACUGGGCUGUGCCAUACAAUUGGAAGAACAAAUGCAGAAUUCUGGUCAGACCCCUGCUGGAAACUCUACUGACCGUCAGCACCAGGUCAAAGAAGCUAUACCUGUGUCACUCCCCCAGAUUCCUUGUCUGUCUUCCUUUAAAAGCCAUCUGCCGUGCACUUUGCCUUUUGCAGAAUUGGUAGAGGAUUAUGAACACUUCAUUAAAGAGGGGUUGGAGAAACCUGUGGAAAUCAUCAGGCACUACACAGGUCCUGGGGAUCAGACUGUGAAUCCUCAGAAUGGUUUUGUGAGAAACAGAAUUACUGAAGAGAGAGUGCAGGUAUUGGCAAGUAGUAGUCAGUCUGGAGACUCUGAGAGUGACAGUGAUUCUUACAGCUCAAGGACUUCUUCCCAGAGCAAAGGAAAUAAAUCAUACUUGGAAGGCUCUUCUGAUACUCAGCUGAAAGACUCGGAAUCUACUCCUGGGGAUGGCCAUAUCUCUUUGGAUCAACCUCUGAAUGGAAAUGAGACCCCUAAUCUAGUAGAGUAUCAAGAAUCACCUGAAAUCCAAAUAAAGGCAAGGCAUAAAGAGGGAGUCAACCAGAGAGCUAAGCAGAGCCGAAGAAGCCUUCCUAGGCGGUCUUCCUAUCGAUUGCAGACAGAACCUCGGGAAGAUGGUUGGUAUGACUGCCAUACAGGAACGCAUCCGAGUUCUUAUGAUACCUAUCAGGAUUAUGAGGAGUACUGGAGAGCUUACUACAGGGCCUGGCAGCAGUACUAUGCUGCUGCUUCUCAGUCAUAUUGGAAUGCUCAGAGGCACCCAAGUUGGAUGGCAGCCUAUCACAUGAAUACCGUUUAUCUACAAGAAAUGAUGCGUGGCAACCAGUGACUAUAGGCUAUACCUCAGACCAUCCGGAGAUAUCAACGAGUGAUACUUUGGAUAGCCAUCCUUCUUGACUUCUAGUAGAGUGGCAUAUAAUGGCAUUUUUGAGGAACUUGAAAAAUCUUGAGACUUUCUGCUGGGACACAUCUAUUUUUCAGAUUGUUUUGACCUAAAUCAAAACCUGAUUUAGGUCAGGUACAUUAUCCUUUUUUUAAGAAACUUCAUGGAUCAGAUUCUUGAAAGAAAAUUUGGGGGACAUAGCGCUAAAGGUCCCAGGGUGCCAUUUUCUAUAAGCCAUUCCAAAAAGAAACAUUUAAAAAGACUCAUACCACUGCUUACUUAAAAAAAAAUAAAAAAAGUUGAGAUUUGAAAAAUAAUGUUAGUCUAUGCUGUGGAGUUCUUUACAAAAGGCUUGGGCUGCAUUUCCAUAGAGAUGCAUCCUUGUAGAAAUUUGUAGCAUGGUAGAUCAGAAAAUCCCCUUUUAUGUUUAGGCAGGAAGGAAUAAACAUUGUUUCAGACCUUCCCAAAGGUACUUGAUUUGAUGCUAUUUGCUUCCAGUAAAAAUAUUUGCUACCAGUAAAAAUACAAACUUAGCCAAAUGUGUUGAUGCGUUUAUUUGUUCAUCUUUUGAAUAUCUUUUGUUUUUAAGAUUGUGAAAGCUGUCCACAUUUUUACUGUGCAUUAAAUAGCUAAGGAUCAUCA
Molecule: messenger RNA, 3447 nt
Organism: Ceratotherium simum simum (southern white rhinoceros)
Lineage: Eukaryota; Metazoa; Chordata; Mammalia; Perissodactyla; Rhinocerotidae
Gene: DDX20
Product: DEAD-box helicase 20
Molecular function (GO): nucleic acid binding; RNA helicase activity; ATP binding
Source: RefSeq, a predicted model, not a curated record